Molecule: messenger RNA, 432 nt
Organism: Venustampulla echinocandica
Lineage: Eukaryota; Fungi; Ascomycota; Leotiomycetes; Helotiales; Pleuroascaceae
Exons: 2
Coding region: 1-432 (143 amino acids)
Source: RefSeq, a predicted model, not a curated record
AUGGGUCUUUCAAGGAGAGAAGCCUCUCGCAUCAGGAGAAACAUUAAAGAAGCCCAACGGAAGGCCUACCAUGCGUCGAGACCUGCGAUUUCACAACAAAAUGGUCAUAUGCGCGUUGAUCUCGAUAAACCAACGUCGCAGGGUGCAAGUGAUUGGAUGGUAUUUCUUGAUGACAACAAUACUGACCAAGCGGCUACCGAUCCUAUUAUUACGCCGGGCGCCACUGCCGGUAAGCGCCUUGGUGUGUUAUCUAUACGAAAUAGACAGCAUGCGGCCCCGCAAGUGAAGAAAGAGCCCGGGCUGCCCAUAUCACAAAUCAAAAGAGCGGGUAAGGUGGCAAUGGCCACUAAGAUGUCCCAAGCGUACAGGGAGGUUGAGAUGCCGAAGAUAAAAUUGGGGGUAAAAGUGAAACUUGAGCCCGAGAACGACUAA